Messenger RNA from Dibothriocephalus latus, 516 nucleotides. NCBI's taxonomy places the organism in Eukaryota, Metazoa, Platyhelminthes, Cestoda, Diphyllobothriidea, Diphyllobothriidae. The record is from the annotation of a GenBank genome assembly.
GUUGACCCCACCAACAUCGUUCCUUCCACCUUCCUGGCCUCCGACUUCAAUCUGGCGGACCCACAAACAUUCCAUCGCGUAAUUCCGCUUUAUCCUCGGGGUUGGGCGGGCCAGCACCGCCAACACUCCAGCAGUGACAGUCGCUUACCUUCUGACAACUCGACUGCCUCUUCCAUCUCCCAAUCAACCGCUUUCUCGAACCAGAAUGAACGGCUUUCUCAGUAUUUAGACGCUGUGGAACUGCGUAUAAUUAGGCAUGUGUCGAAACAAUCUUCGUCCUUCUUCGAGGCUGUUCGAGGACACGACGUGGUUCGCGAAAAGCUUAGCCAAACUCUCGCAGAUGUACGCGCCGUUAGGGAGAAGUUGGGUCAGCUUGACGGCAUCUACUGCGAAACCGCCGCGCAGAUGGUGAGACUCGAACGGCGCCGUGAAAACUACAAGAAGCUGCUCAAGCAGGUACCUUUUUUCAUGCCUUUUUGCUCUUUGAUGUACCUCCCUCUAAAGGCACGAUCUUAG